Arabidopsis lyrata subsp. lyrata is the source of this 2551-nucleotide messenger RNA. RefSeq lists its product as uncharacterized. The coding region runs from base 415 to 2289 and encodes 624 amino acids. The record is from RefSeq and is a predicted model, not a curated record. Gene Ontology annotation, biological process: signal transduction. Lineage: Eukaryota; Viridiplantae; Streptophyta; Magnoliopsida; Brassicales; Brassicaceae. The transcript has 5 exons.
GACACGUAUCCAUAUCUUAACUUAAGAAAAACAUCUUAAAUAAAAUAUGCAUCUUAGAUUAAUUUUGUUGGUUUGAUUAUUUUUAAUCAACUUUAAUUCUAAGAUUUGUCUAAGAUACUCAACAUUUCAACCGAUAUUCAUGCUCUUAGGUUAUACAGAUCAAGUGUAUAAAUCUAGUUUACCAAAAAAAAAUAAAAAAUGUGUAUAAAUCUAACAUCAAAGUUCACACUAAUUAAUGGAAACAUGUGCAACUAACGGCGUCUCGACAUUUGGCAAUAAAAAAAAAUUAUGAAAACAUGAAAAGAGACUUUGGUGUGUUGACUUCAAUGCAUCUGGUUCUUCUCCUUCUUCAUUUUCCUCCACAAUCAAGCUUUUUAUAACUCUUCAAUAUUCAUAAUUUCAACCAUAACCCAAAUGACGAAUUCUUCUCAGUCGCGAAAGCCUCAAGUGUUCAUUAGUUUCAGGGGUAAAGCUCAAAGAAAAACCUUAGUGAGCUUUAUAAAGUCAAAGUUAGAAGAGAUCAGCGAAAUCAAUGUUUUCAUGGACGAGUACGAGAUUAGAGGGAGGCCAAUCACAACACUCUUUGAACGAAUUAGAGAGUCAAGUAUCGCACUCAUCAUCUUCUCAGACAAGUACCCUGAGUCACGCUGGUGCUUAGACGAGCUAGUUGAGAUCAAGAAGCAAAUGGACACAGGAUCUAUUGUUCCCUUUCCAAUAUUCUACAAAGUGAAAGCUGAGUCUGUCAAGUACCAGACUGGUCACUUUCGUAAUGUUCUCCUCAAGACUGAGGAUGACGUUCGCAAAAAGGUUGAUAGGAGAAACAUCAGGUCAAUUCUUGAAACAGAGGAUAUGAUUUGGGGUUGGAGGCAAGCUUUAGUCUCUGUUGGCGGAAGAAUGGGGUUUUCUUAUAAUCAUAAAUGUGACAACGAUUUCGUUAAUGAUAUUGUGGUCCAGGUCAAGAAAAUGUUAGCCGAUUUAUCUCCAACUCCAAGAAAUGGUCUCAAAAUCAUAGAGAGGCCUCAGGAAGAAGUGACGUCCUUGUUGCAAGCUCUAAACCUGAAGAAAUCUGAUCUUGAAGAUCUUAUUCAUACCAAUGGCGUCGUUUCCCAGGGCACUGAUCGUCUGGUGUUUCUUGACCUGAUCUCUCUUCAGAAUCCUAUCCUUGCUCAGCGAUUAAUCGAGCUAGUUCAAGCUGGAAGGAUUCUCUUGGUGUUGUUAGGUUCUCUAGAAUACUACAAUAAUGGUUUUGAUUUCAAGCGUCUCUUUCUGCCCAAGAAAUCUCAACAAUUGCCUGGUAACACAGCUGUGGCAGAGAGUAAUGACAAUCUUCGUAAUCGUGAAGUUAGCUACACUGAUGCUGUUUUGACCUGCUUUUCAUUCUUAUGUAACAUACUGAACCGUAGUGAAAUGAAAAUCGACCCUCCAGCUCGAAGAGUGUUCAUCAGUCUUGGAGAAAAGCAUCUCGGAAAAUUCCUAGUGAACUCUCUGAAAGAAGAAUUGGAGUCGAACCAAAUAUUAGUGUAUGCAGAGGAUGAGACGAAGAGCAGGAUCAAGGAGUCAGGGGUUGCAGUAGUGGUCUUCUCAAAUAAGUACCCUAAGUCAGAAAAGUGUCUUGAUGAGCUCGUUGAGAUCAAGAAACUUAUGGACGCAGGGAAAAUCGAUCCCUUGCCUGUUUUUUACAGCUUAAAGGUUGAACCAGUUAAGAAGCUCAAGGGAUGUUUCCUUAAUAGGCUUCUCAAGAUAGAGAAUGAAGUGCGUAAGAACAUCAAGACGAGAGAUGAUAAGUCUAUACUUGAUACUGAAGCUAAAAUCUGGGGAUGGAGAGAUGCUCUCUCGUCCAUUGCCUCAAGACCGGGUCUGAGCUAUGAACUUAGCACUGAUGACGUGUUCGUUAGUGAUAUUGUGACCAAGGUCAAUGAACUAUUUGCCUCUAGGGAGAGAAAGAAGACAGAAGCAGAAACAACAGUAGUCAAAUCCCUUGAUGAUGACUUAUUCUAUUCCCGAACUUCAUUCUUACAAGCUAUAGACCGUGACAAUGCAGAUUUUGAAAGCUUCACAGAUAUCCCCCAUGGUCUUGUACUUCUGAGGCUUAAAGGACACACUAAUCUAGUGUUCCUCAAACUGAGUUCUCAUGAAAAUUUGGUCCGAUUUCAGCGUUCUGACUCAUCCAAAUUCUUUACAGAGGUAUUAUUACCCUUGCAGGGUUUUGCUUUGAAUCCUUCUGGUGUCAUCAGAUUUAGAGAUCCUUCCCUGGCCUUGGCAUUAGAGUCCAAUCAAUCUCAACAAUGAUGAUACAAUUUUGGUAGAAACACAUGUUUUGAGAUGGAUUCAGUUGGAGACAGGACGCUCAAAGAGCACUUCUUCUGUGCUUACUUGGUUAUCAAGUUAAACUUCUGUUUUGUUUUUUUCACACAAUCAAUAAAUAUGUACGUGUAUUUAAGGAAUUUUUGGUUUUUCUUUUCCCUUGAACGCCUUUGUUUGUUAUUCAAUAAAAUUGGUCGCAUUUGAUAACACAUUUACUUAUAAGCCAAGAAGAACAGAGAUUUGUGUA